Molecule: messenger RNA, 2326 nt
Organism: Lycium barbarum (goji berry)
Lineage: Eukaryota; Viridiplantae; Streptophyta; Magnoliopsida; Solanales; Solanaceae
Product: splicing factor U2af large subunit B-like
Exons: 14
Coding region: 170-2011 (613 amino acids)
Biological process (GO): mRNA processing
Cellular component (GO): U2-type prespliceosome; nuclear speck; commitment complex
Molecular function (GO): pre-mRNA 3'-splice site binding; poly-pyrimidine tract binding
Source: RefSeq, a predicted model, not a curated record
CAUGUUAUAAAAAGCCGUAGUUUCUAGAACCACAAUAGAAUUGUUUAAUUUUUGUUCCUUUCUUUGCACUAACUUUAUUUUCCCCUUACACAAUUCACAAACCCUAGCAGUGUAACCGAUCACCGAGCAGUUUUCUGGUUCACCUUACCGUUUUUACUCUAGAUCAUCUAUGGAUUCCAGUGAAAAUGGGCGAUCUCAGCUCACUCCUAGUCAUAUUGGUGGCGAGAAUGAGAACGAAAUAGCUGGUGUGGAUAACAGAGAAGAAGAACACGACUCGAGGAAGAGAAGAUCAAGCUCUAAGCACAGCUCCCGUGAUUAUGAGGGCAAAAGGGAGUCUUCAAGAAGCAGGGAUAGGGAGAGGGACAAAGGACGUGAUAAGGAUAGAGAUAGGAGCAAAGAGAAGGAAAGGGACCGGGAUCGGGAUCGGGAAAAAGAUCGCGAUCGUCACCACAGAGAUCGAAGCGAGAGGCGUAGAACUAGAGAUAGAGAUGGUGAUGGUAACGUUUCUGAUGACGGUGCUGAGAGCCGGGAAUACUGGCAGAAAGAUUAUGAUAGAGAUAGAGACGAGAGGCACAGACAUAGGUCAAAAUCUUAUGAGAGAGAGCGAGAGGAAGGGCAUAGACACAGGUCCAAAUCAUACGACAAGGAUAGAGAGGAAAGGGAUAGACACAGGUCGAAAUCCUAUGACAGAGAUCGAGAGGAAAGGCAUGGACAUAGAUCUCACUCAAGAGGAAGAUCUAGUCAUAGAUCAAGAUCGCGUUCUCGAUCUCGGUCUCGUUCACGCUCCAAAAGCAAAAGGAUCAGUGGGUUUGACAUGGCACCUCCUACUUCUGCUCUGUUGCCUGGUGUUCCUGCUGUCCCAGUUUCUGCAGGUCAACUCCCAGGCACUGCCCCAGCUAUUCCUGGAAUUUUUCCUAACAUGUUCCCUUUGGCAUCUGGACCGCUUGGAGCUAUUCCUGUUAUGCCAGUUCAGGCAAUGACCCAGCAGGCAACUAGACAUGCAAGGCGAGUUUACGUUGGUGGACUUCCUCCGACUGCAAAUGAACAGUCAGUGGCUACGUACUUCAAUCAUGUUAUGUCGGCAAUUGGUGGAAACACUGCUGGUCCAGGAGAUGCUGUCGUUAAUGUUUAUAUAAACCAUGAGAAAAAGUUUGCUUUCGUUGAGAUGAGAUCUGUGGAGGAGGCCAGCAAUGCCAUGGCCUUAGAUGGCAUUAUCUUUGAGGGAACACAAGUUAAGGUCAGAAGACCGACUGACUAUAACCCCUCUCUGGCUGCAUCUCUUGGUCCGAGUCAACCAAAUCCAAACCUUAACCUUGCUGCAGUGGGAUUAUCACCAGGAUCCACUGGUGGGCUUGAAGGUCCUGACCGUAUUUUUGUGGGAGGCCUGCCAUACUAUUUCACUGAAGCUCAGAUUAGGGAACUGCUGGAGUCCUUUGGCCCUCUUCGGGGGUUUAAUCUGGUCAAAGAUAAAGAAACUGGAAACUCAAAAGGCUAUGCCUUUUGUGUCUACUCUGAUGUGUCAGUUACAGAUAUUGCCUGUGCAGCUCUUAAUGGGAUUAAGAUGGGUGAUAAAACUCUUACUGUCAGGCGUGCAAGUCAAGGUACUUUACAGCCUAAGCCAGAGCAGGAGAGUAUAUUAAUGCAUGCUCAGCAACAAAUAGCACUGCAGAGACUCAUGCUACAACCUGGUGGACCUCCUACGAAAGUCUUAUGCCUAACAAAUGUGGUUAGCCCGGAUGAGCUCAAAGAUGAUGAAGACUAUGAAGAUAUAAUGGAAGAUAUGAGAACGGAGUGUGCGAAGUUCGGUAGUUUAGUGAACUUAGUCAUCCCACGCCCGAGGCCUGAUGGUGAACCUACACCUGGGGUUGGAAAGGUCUUUUUGGAGUAUGCGGACGUGGAGAGUUCUUCGAGAGCUCAACAAGGGUUGAGUGGCAGAAAAUUCGGAGGAAACCCAGUUGUUGCUGUCUUUUAUGCAGAGAACAAGUUCUCGGAGGGGGAUUACGAGGGCUAGUUUUCUUCUCUGGACUGGCCUUAAUACUCAGCCAAAAUGAUGUGUUGUACUAAUUAGCUAGCUAAUGUAGCCUUCUCCUUUAGUUGUACUCUAGUUUCCUGUCAUUAACGUCGGAAACGUUAGGUCGGUGUGGGGAUUUCAUGUAACCAGGUAUAAGAGUAGCCUGCUGCUUUGAUGGCCAACUAUUGUGGUAGAUAUCAAUAGAACUAGUAGGAAAGCAGAUUUUGCCAGUCAAAGAUAUCUUUAACCUUCCUUCAGGGUUUUCUUUAUCUAGAACCAAUAAGUUAUUGUGGCUAAUACAAAUUGUUCUCUCAA